Molecule: messenger RNA, 733 nt
Organism: Danaus plexippus (monarch butterfly)
Lineage: Eukaryota; Metazoa; Arthropoda; Insecta; Lepidoptera; Nymphalidae
Gene: RpS7
Product: small ribosomal subunit protein eS7
Exons: 5
Coding region: 129-701 (190 amino acids)
Biological process (GO): ribosomal small subunit biogenesis; translation; rRNA processing
Cellular component (GO): small-subunit processome; 90S preribosome; ribosome
Molecular function (GO): structural constituent of ribosome
Source: RefSeq, a predicted model, not a curated record
CUUAUUUAAAUAUAAUUUGUAUGAGUUCCUAUUUCUUCUUUGACAAUCUGUCAAGAAAUAUUUUUUUUUAGUAAGCCACACGAAUUAUUUUCUGUUUCUGUCUCUUUUGCUCCCGCUCAGUGUUCAAGAUGAGUACGAAAAUCAUCAAAGCGAAUGCUGUGGACCCGGAUACCUUCGAGACUUCGAUCUCGCAGGCUCUGGUCGAGUUGGAGACUAACUCUGACUUGAAAGCCCAGCUGAGGGAGCUUUACAUUACUAAAGCUAAAGAAAUAGAAUUACACAAUAAAAAGUCGAUCAUCAUCUAUGUGCCGAUGCCUAAAUUGAAGGCGUUCCAGAAGAUUCAAAUCAGAUUGGUGCGUGAGUUGGAAAAGAAGUUCAGCGGCAAGCAUGUUGUGUUCAUCGGUGACCGCAAAAUCCUUCCCAAGCCCAGCCAUAAGACUCGUGUUGCCCACAAACAGAAGAGGCCCAGAUCUAGGACUCUAACUUCUGUAUACGAUGCUAUCCUGGAAGACCUGGUGUUCCCAGCGGAGAUUGUCGGCAAACGCAUCCGAGUGAAACUUGAUGGCUCCCAACUCAUCAAAGUGCACCUCGACAAAAAUCAGCAGACUACCAUUGAACAUAAGGUGGACACCUUCCAGUCAGUAUACAAGAAGCUGACGGGGCGCGAGGUCACGUUCGAAUUCCCCGAACCCUACUUGUAAGAUUAUGAAUUUACAAUAAAACAAAAACAUUA